UGCAGAGUAGUUACCACCAGACUGGAGUACUGCAAUGUGGAAAAUGUUCGGAGCUACGUGGAGUCGUGUAACCCAGCGUGGUUGAGGCCUCCAGGAAGGCAAAUGGAGGCUCUCUCUGCUACGAAGAUUCACCAGGCACUGGCUAAUGAAACGCACAUCAUGGUGGCUGUGGACCGAUUCAGAUUGCUGCGACACCGGAUUCUCCGCUGUUGGGGACCGUACUGCCGAUGGCUGUCUGCUGUAAACCUGAUGUAUGAAGAUAUCCCAAGACAGUGUCUCAGUCUCAUCGCCGAAAAGGCCUGGGAGCAAGGACACGUAUGGGUGCCCAUUUUCAUUGACCCUCACAACUUCAGAACAGUAGGAGUUUUGAGCUAUCUUCGCGAGAAGAGAGGAAAUGGCAGCAAUAGCAGCAGCAGCCCCUGUCGUGCCACUGACGUUGCAGAUGGGUGCACCACACCCCUGCCAGAGGAUCAGGUGGGGUCUCCAGCAGGCUCCAGUGGCUGUGGGCAAGCAGCGAAGUGGCAUGAGCACUGGCUGGAUAGCGACGAGGGCACCAGGUCUGCUGCUAUGGAGUACAAGAAGGGAGCACUCACUGCAGAAUUUGGAGGAUCGUACAAGAAGCGUGUGCUGGCCCUGGUCCUCCUCCGCUGCCUGAGGCGUGGGCUUCUCUUCCAGUUGUCUCCCAACAAUCGCGAUGCAGGCAAGUUCGGCGAUGUGGUGCUGGUGUGGCGACGCGAGGAACAUUCUGAGGUGCACGCCCUGCUCGUCCAGGUCAGACGCAUAACCGCUAGGAGGAUGACCAUCGCCAGGCGCAUGUGGCUGACCCAGACUUCCGGCGGUUACUUCAGUCUCAGCAAGUACUGCACCUCCUACAGAAAAAUUAACAAGUCACUGGUGAACGGCAGAGUCACAUGCGUCUUGCUGACGAACAUCUGCCUCGAUGACAGUAGCCUCAGCUUGUUUCAGCGCCAGGAUGUGGGCAGUGUCCCAGGUCUGGAGCUGCUAGAGGCUGGUGGUGACCUGUACAAGCUCAACCCUAAAAACGAACGGGUGUGGAAGGCAGUCCAUGAGGACAUAAGCUUUGUGGAGAAUUUCUACCUAUUGUGUAAUCAGAGGGAUUAUGUGAAAAUAUUGGGCGACAUUUACAGAGAGCUGGAACAUUUGUUGGGCGCAGGUAACCUGUGAGGAUCCAUCUGGUAAGAUAUGUGUGAUGACCUCAUGUCUUGGAUGUACAAAUAGUGUGUGUGUUUGACGAGUGGCUGGAGCAAUUGUUGGACACUUGUAGUUGAAUACACCAGGAAAGAGACUGAGUGAAGAAUGGUGACCACCAGACGUGAGUAUUGCAGUGUGGCUGUUGUUUCGGGUUAAAUAGAGUUCUGUAACUCAGCAAAGAUGAAGCCUCCAGAAAUGGGAACGGUGGUUCUCUCUGCUACUGACUCACCAAAGACUGGCUCACAAAACGCACACCUUGGUAGCUAUGGACAGGUUCUUCGCUGCUGGGUAUGAAAGAGUUAAUUUUUUGAAUUGUACAAAUUUUUUUAUGUGAUCUCAGAAAAUAUUUUGCAUCAUUAAGUACAAUUAGGCACCAUUGGCCACCAUCAAAACAAUUGAAAUCAGCAUCAGAUGCUAACCCAGAAAUGCUUUGUUGUAGCAAAUGCAUAUACUGCUGAGCCAAAACAUAAUUACCAUGUGCUUAAUAGCGUGUUCCUCCACUAUUGGAACGCAAUACAGCUGCGAAUGUGCUUGACAUGCGUUCGAUAAUUGUUUGGUAGUUUUCCAGACUAUGUGGCUGAAGGAAAGUUUCAGAGAGAACAUCGCGAAACACUGGACUGUAACAGGUGAAAGGAAUACGAUUGAAGUUGGAUGCAUAGCUUUCAGAGAUGAAAUAGUAAAGGCAGCACACGAUCACAUAGGUAAAAAAGCAAGACCUAGUAGAAGUCCCUGAAUAACUGAGUUUAAAUGAUGAAAGGAGAAAAUAUAAAAAUGCAGCAAGAGAAUACAAAUGUAUAAAAUAUGAAUUGACAGAAAGUGCAGAACAGGUAAGCAGGAAUGGUAUGCAGAACUAGGGGACGGAUGAGACCUCUGAAGAAAAUAGAAGCGACUGUGUGAAUAUCAAGAGUUUUGCAGGUACUAAGCA
This is a messenger RNA of Schistocerca americana (American grasshopper), 2137 nucleotides long. RefSeq lists its product as uncharacterized. Bases 103 to 1185 code for a protein of 360 amino acids. Lineage: Eukaryota; Metazoa; Arthropoda; Insecta; Orthoptera; Acrididae. The transcript has 4 exons. The record is from RefSeq and is a predicted model, not a curated record.